CCAAAAACCAUUUGGGACUUUGAGAUCGGGGCUUUAAUACAAUUAUCUCUCUCUCUCUCUCUUUUUUCUUUUUCUUUUUUUAAAAAAAGGUAUUUUAACAAAAUUGCUAAAAUAGACGGAAGAUUGGAAGGAGAAGAAUGGAUUCGAGAUCAGAUGGGAAGUGGCAACAACGAUGAACAAGUCGAGCAAUUGCUACAAGCAGCUCAGGACGAUCUGAUGCUGAAAUUGAGCGUCGAUUCACACAUGUCCCGUGUAUCCCCGAACUAUCUAGAUUCCGAUCUCAAUCGCCGUUUCCAAGCCCUAAGAUCGCGACCUUCCUCCACCGCCGCCGUUCCGCGCAAUCCUCGCCCUCCUCAGCCGCAUAUUCAAUCCGAUUCCUCGUCCCGGCCGCUAUCGAUCGAAAAUCUUGUCGUCGAUGGCGAAUCUCAGUCGAUUCUCGGUGACGAUCUCGCUGCUAGAUUCGCUGCUCUAAAGGCGUCUUUGCCUUCCUCGACCAGACCGCCUCCGUCGUCGAUACCGAACGAUGUUGAUAGCGAGGACGAAGAGGAUGAGGUUGAGAAGCUGAUUCAAUGGGCUAAGGAUGCUGCUCGACUCGAUCCUUCGCCUCCAUCUGAGGAAGACGAAGACGAUGAGGAAGAGGAUUUCACUAGUUCCGAUGAAGAUGUCGACGAUCGGAGAAAAGAGCGUCGGAAAAAAAGGCCGGAUGAGCGUUGAAACUACUGUUAGUGCAUUCGAUUAACUGAUUUUGAUUCGCACAUUGCAUACAGUCUGGAUUUUGGUUGAACUAAAUCCUCACCGGCGCGGCAUCUGAUCGCCGUUUCCGCCGCUCGGAAACUCUGAAUCUUCAAAUUACAUUUCUGUAGCUUUUCCGUCACUCAAUCGAUUCUUCACUGUUCUUCACUGUUCUUCACUCAAUCGAUUACAAGGUCAUAUUCAUCUCCC
Benincasa hispida (wax gourd) is the source of this 942-nucleotide messenger RNA. RefSeq lists its product as uncharacterized. NCBI's taxonomy places the organism in Eukaryota, Viridiplantae, Streptophyta, Magnoliopsida, Cucurbitales, Cucurbitaceae. The record is from RefSeq and is a predicted model, not a curated record.